Molecule: messenger RNA, 1519 nt
Organism: Chiloscyllium plagiosum (whitespotted bambooshark)
Lineage: Eukaryota; Metazoa; Chordata; Chondrichthyes; Orectolobiformes; Hemiscylliidae
Source: RefSeq, a predicted model, not a curated record
AAGGGGCACCACACCGGGCCGGUAAGGGACCCCACACCGGGAAUAACACCGGGCCGGUUGCCGAGGAGCCCUGAGCCGCUCUUCCUGGUCCCUGCUCCCCCAGGUUGGUGAUGGCGAUGAGGCAAACUCCACUGACCUGCAGCGGCCACACCAGGCCCGUGGUCGACUUGGCUUUCAGCGGGAUCACACCUUACGGUUACUUCCUAAUCAGCGCCUGUAAAGAUGGCAAGCCCAUGAUGCGCCAAGGUGACACAGGGGACUGGAUUGGGACGUUUCUGGGUCACAAAGGUGCUGUCUGGGGAGCCACAUUAAAUAAAGAGGCCAAUAGGGCAGCAACCGCAGCAGCAGAUUUUUCAGCCAAGGUGUGGGAUGCUGUGACAGGUGAUGAAAUGAUCACCUUAGCCCACAAGCACAUUGUCAAAACUGUGGACUUCACGGAGGAUAGCAACAACUUAUUGACUGGUGGGCAAGACAAAGUUUUGCGUAUUUAUGAUUUGAACAAACCUGAAUCAGAGCCUCUCGAGAUCAGUGGUCAUAGUUCUGGUAUUAAGAAAGCGCUGUGGUGUAAUGGAGACAGGCAGAUAAUUUCAGCAGCUGAUGACAAGACUGUAAGGCUCUGGGACAGGUCCAGUAUGAUUGAAGUGCAAACUAUUCAUGUUGGGUCAUCUGUAAGCAGUGUUGAGUAUAUACCUGAUGGAGAGAUUCUGGUUUUAACUUAUGGAAAAACUAUUGCUUUUUACAAUGCACUAAGUCUUGAGUUGAUCAAAUCUUUUGACGCACCAGCAUCAAUCAACUCUGCUUCUCUUCACCCUGAGAAAGACGUUUUUGUUGCAGGAGGUGAUGAUUUCAAACUAUACAAGUUUGAUUAUAAUACAGGCGAGGAUUUAGAGUCAUACAAAGGUCACUUUGGCCCAGUCCACUGUGUGAGAUUUAGUCCUGAUGGAGAAUUAUAUGCAAGUGGUUCUGAAGAUGGAACUCUUCGUCUUUGGCAGACAACUGUUGGCAAAACAUAUGGGUUAUGGAAAUGUGUGCUCCCUGAGGAGCUUGGAUCUGAAAACUCUGAUUCAAUCUAUGGCACUCCUCCAGAGGUAAAAGCUUGAGAUGCCAACAUGAGAAAAACAAACAAGCAACAAUAUGUGAUGAACUGAACAAAAAGGGAAGCCUUCAGUUUUAUAUGGUUAUGAAAAUGCAGACCUGAUAAAUGGAACCAUAUCAUUCAUUCAAAAACUUUAACUGUCUAGAAGACAACCACCUGGUGUCUGCAAGGAAGGAAAGUUGUAGACCUAUGUAUGUUCAUUGCAGCUGCCUCCCAUCAUGUAGUGGUUUAAUUGGGCCUGACUAGUAACACCUGUAUAUAUUGUAUCUUGACAGAAGUUUCUCAUUGAGGAAGUGUGGUCAAGUUACAGCUAUGACAUAAUGGAUUCAAGUCUGUUUCUGUUAGAAAAUAAUCCAUUUUUUUUCUUUUCCACCCAUUAGUUCAAUGCUACGUUUAUGCUUUAAAAUAAAACCUUAUUCAACA